GUGUCUUGACACUUCAAAUGUCCACGCUUGAGCGGGCGGAGAGGAGUUUGUUGUGCAAAUCGAGGUCCGUGAACGUUGCUGAGUUCAAACGGACGAAGAAUAACAUUUAUUUAACAUUUCAACGAUUUUCACUCCAUUCUUCGAGUGCGAGACUUCAACGUGAUUCCAAGUGUUGAGACUUCUAUUUGAACGCCAUGGAGUUUCCAGAUCUGGGAGAACACUGUUCAGAGAAGUCCUGCAAGCGUUUAGACUUCCUUCCCAUGAAAUGCGACGCCUGUCAAGAGAUAUUCUGCAAAGACCACGUCACGUACGCACACCACAAAUGCACCUCGUCUUACAAAAAGGAUGUCCAGGUUCCUGUGUGUCCAUUGUGCAACAUCCCCAUUCCCAUCAAGAGAGGAGAGAUGCCCGACAUUAAAGUCGGGGAGCACAUCGAUCGGGAUUGCAAGUCGGACCCCGCGCAACGCAAGAGAAAGAUCUUCACCAACAAGUGUUCCAAAGGAGGCUGCAAGCAGAAGGAAAUGAUGCCCGUGACAUGUGACCAGUGUCAUUUAAAUUACUGCCUGAAACACCGACACCCGCUCGACCACGAUUGUAGGACCGACGGCAAACCUCUGUCCAAGUCCGGACAUGCUGCUUUAAUGAGGGCUCUGGGAUCUUCCUCCACUUCUGCCUCCGCUUCAUCUUCUUCAGGACACUCCAGAUCCGUUUCUAAUGGCGGCAGCACAGCUAGCAGGAGCCACAAUAGCAACACUAGCCGACCAAUUCCGACUUCUGUAUCAGCACAGAAUGUGGUGCAACCGCCGUCGUCGUUCCAGGCAGGAAUGACCAACGAGCAAGCCUUACAGAGAGCUCUCGAGAUGUCUUUGGCCGAAUCGAAAGCGCCCGCACAGCCGACCCUCAGUCCGCAGGAGCAGGAAGAUCUGGCGCUGGCUCAGGCCCUCGCCGCCAGCGAAGAAGAAUACAGACGCCAGCAGCAGAGACAACAGGUACCGGCCUGAACAGUUAGCCGACACUAGCGUUCUAGCAUGAGCGAGAGUCCAAACAGUCCAACUGCAGCCUUUCCUAAUCUCGGACCACUGCUUUCUUUUUCCAAUUUUUGUCUUCCCAAAAUGUGCUAAUGCUCCACGCGAAACCUCACAAGCCGGAUUCUCGAUAUCCGCCGUCAUCGAUUGUCUUUAUUUUUCAAAAACAAAAGGAUCAACUGUUGCUCACUUGUCGCCUUCUACACUGAAAACUAAGCACACAGACGCCCAGCAGGUUCUGUCAUUCUUACCGAUGACUUUCUCUGUACAUAUUUUAUAUAAAUGUAUGCUAAUUGUUAUAUUGCCAUCUAUGAAGAAUGAAUAAAUUAUUUCAAAUUUG
Messenger RNA from Syngnathoides biaculeatus (alligator pipefish), 1365 nucleotides. RefSeq names its product zinc finger, AN1-type domain 2A (gene zfand2a). The record is from RefSeq and is a predicted model, not a curated record. Lineage: Eukaryota; Metazoa; Chordata; Actinopteri; Syngnathiformes; Syngnathidae. The coding region runs from base 195 to 1001 and encodes 268 amino acids. Gene Ontology annotation, molecular function: zinc ion binding. Gene Ontology annotation, cellular component: endoplasmic reticulum; cytoplasm. Gene Ontology annotation, biological process: protein targeting to ER; proteasome-mediated ubiquitin-dependent protein catabolic process. The transcript is spliced from 10 exons.